AGAUGGCGGCGGGGACGAGGUGAGGUGUUGGCAGUAGAAAGGGGUUCGGCGCGGGGGGCGGGGGAACGCGGGACGAUGGCCCGCGCCGGCCGCAGGACCGGAUAAGAAGCCGUCGCGCCGCGGCUGUGGUAGGGAGGGGAUGAGGGGGCGCCCGGGCGCCACGAGAGUAUGACGGGGCUGUUUGAGCUGGUGUGGCGGGUGCUGCACGCUCUGCUCUGCCUGCACCGCACGCUCAUCUCCUGGAUCCGCGUUCGGUUCGGCGUCUGGAACUGGAUCUGGCGGCGCUGCUGCCGCGCCGCCUCCGCCGCGGUCCUAGCGCCGCUCGGCUUCACGCUCCGCAAGCCCCCGGGCGUCGGCAGGAACCGCCGCCACUACCGGCACCAGCGCGGGACACCCGGCCCGGCCGCCGCCCACCCCCGGCUGCGCUGGCGCGCGGACGGCCGUUCCCUGGACAAGCUGCCCGUGCACAUGGGCCUGAUCGUCACCGAGGAGGAGCUGGAGCCCAGCUUCACGGACAUCGCGAGCCUCGUGGUGUGGUGUAUGGCCGUGGGCAUCUCCUACAUUAGCGUCUACGACCACCAAGGCAUUUUCAAAAGAAAUAAUUCCAGAUUGAUGGAUGAAAUAUUAAAACAGCAACAGGAACUUCUGGGCUUAGAUUGUUCCAAGUACUCACCAGAAUUUGCAAAUAGUAAUGACAAAGAUGAUCAAGUUUUAAAUUGCCAGUCCAGAGUGAAGGUGCUGUCCCCAGAAGAUGGAAAAGCGGAUAUCGUGAGAGCUGCUCAGGACUUUUGCCAGUUAGUAGCCCAGCAGCAAAAGAAAUCCACAGAUUUGGAUGUAGAUAUGUUAGACAGUUUACUUAGUUCAAAUGGUUUCCCCGAUCCUGAUUUAGUCUUGAAGUUUGGACCUGUAGACAGCACAUUAGGCUUUCUUCCCUGGCACAUCAGAUUGACUGAGAUUGUCUCUUUGCCUUCCCACCUAAACAUCAGUUACGAGGACUUUUUCUCUGCCCUUUGUCAAUAUGCAGCCUGUGAACAGCGUCUGGGAAAGUAGUCAUCCAUGGUUGCAUCAUUUGUGUCAGACUUUUGGAGGAAAGGACCCAAGUGACUCUGAUGUUUACAAAGCACCUAUGAAACCCUGUACAAACCUAGUUCAUAAUCCUCAUAAUUUAUCAACAAACACAAAAAAGUGUCUUACUUGAGAGUAAGAAUGAGUGUGUGUGUGUGUGUGUGUGUGUGUGAGAGAGAGAGAGAGAGAGAGAGAAUGUGUAUGAGUAGAAGUAUUGGAGAAGGAAAUAUAUAGACCUGUAACUUUGAGCAAAUAGCAGCAUUGUUUUAGGACCUGAAAUUUCAGAUUUAAAUGCUUCAAUCUCAACCUCCGCCCUGUUUUUGUGGGGAGAAUCGGGAUGAUUAGUGCUGCUUAGUGUUUUGAGGGGGUGGGAAUGAUUUCUGUUCUGUUAUACUUAGCGACUAGGUGACCAAACUUUAAUUUUUAAGAAUAAUAUAUUGGCUUAUUAAAUAAAACAUUUUGGGAUUAAGUGAU
Messenger RNA from Sorex fumeus (smoky shrew), 1539 nucleotides. It is a transcript of the gene NUS1, whose product is annotated as NUS1 dehydrodolichyl diphosphate synthase subunit. The transcript is spliced from 5 exons. NCBI's taxonomy places the organism in Eukaryota, Metazoa, Chordata, Mammalia, Eulipotyphla, Soricidae. The coding region runs from base 169 to 1050 and encodes 293 amino acids. The record is from RefSeq and is a predicted model, not a curated record. Gene Ontology annotation, molecular function: ditrans,polycis-polyprenyl diphosphate synthase [(2E,6E)-farnesyl diphosphate specific] activity. Gene Ontology annotation, cellular component: endoplasmic reticulum membrane; dehydrodolichyl diphosphate synthase complex.